GAAAUGCAGUGCGCAUGUGUGGAGGCUGCAGAGCUUCGCGGAGCAACUUCCGAACUAUGGCUGCUGCAGUCUCCGCAGAGAAUGUUGCCCUUCCAACCAAAAGCAGCAAGACAAUUCUGGUUCGCCAUCUUCCAUCUGAACUAACACGAAAUGAGAAGGUGGAACUGCUGAAAUAUUUUGGAGCGCUGUCCGUGCGAGUAUUAUCAGACAAAGGAAGGCUGAAACAUACAGCUUUUGCUACUUUUUCAUCUGCCCAUGCAGCAGCUAAGGCUCUGACCAGGCUGCACCAGUUAAGAUUCUUGGGGCACACUUUGGUGGUGGAGUAUGCGAAAGAGCAAGAGCACAUCGACCUACUGGAACAGAAGCUAAUCUCCAAUGAAAGCAAACCUGCAGAUAAAGCUUCGAACAACAAAGUUGAGAAACAGGUUCUGAAACCAAGAGUUCCUGUUAUCGAGGAUGGGAUCGCAGUGAGCUUGGGGUUGACCUAUCCCAUGAACCCAUGCCUGAAAUACCUCUACCCACCGCCAACCAGUGUCAUUCUGGCCAAUAUUGCCAACGCCAUGGCAAGUGUACCCAAGUUCUAUGUGCAGGUUCUGCAUCUGAUGAACAAAAUGAAUUUGCCUGCUCCCUUCGGACCCAUCACGACUCGCCCUCCAAUGUAUGAUGAAUACUUUCCUGCUCCUCCUCCGAUGCCUCCACUACCCCCUGAGGAACCACCUCUGCCAGAGGAAGAGAUGGAUGUUUCCAGUGAGGAAGAAUCAGAGUAUGAAAGUGGGAGUGAAGAGGAUAAAGAAAGAAUGACACGAUUAAUGGGAUUAACCUCACUUCCACCAAAACAGACACAAAAGAGAAAACGAGUUUCAGUCCGAAAACGACCCAGAUUGAAGGACCUGAUUAAUGUGCCAAAAGCACCUACCCAAAGCUCACAUCCCGCGGUGCCACCAUCCGAAGUCUUUGACCAGCCACAGCCUCACGGUCAAAAGAAAAUCGAGUUCCACAUCUCUGCCGACGUUAGCAGUUUGUUGGAGGGAGGGGAGCGUCGACCAGAGCCACAGGAGAAUUCUGAACCUCAAAACUCCGGAUUUGGAAAAAUCCAGCCUGUUCCUGUCUGUUCUAAAAGUGAAAGUGAGGAAGAGGAAGAGGAAGAGAUUCCCUCUGAGUUCAUUUCCAGGAAACAGUUGGCAAAGGGUAGAAUCACCAGAGACGAAAUGGAGAGCAUGUCGAUGUUUAAGAAUUACAGUCCAGGUGAACCGACCUGUCGACUGUAUGUAAAGAAUCUGUCCAAGCAAGUCGAAGAGAAGGACUUGAAGUUCAUCUUUGGCAGAUAUGUUGAUUUUUCAUCGCAAGCCGAAAGGAACAUGUUUGAUAUCCGAUUGAUGAAAGAAGGACGGAUGAAGGGACAAGCUUUCGUUGGGCUUCCCAAUGAGAAGGCAGCAGCCAAAGCGUUGAAGGAAGUAAAUGGGUUUGAGCUCAAAGAGAAACCAAUGGUGGUGCAAUUUGCCCGCUCUGCACGGCCGAAGCAAGAUUCAGCAGAGAACAAGAGAGGCCGAGGAAAAUGAGGACCGGAGGGUCAUAUGUUCACACUGUGCACAGUAAAAGCCCAGCUCAUCAGUUUGGGGGAAUGAUAAUUCAGUGUAUCCUUUAUAAUGUAUCCUUUAUAUAUAAACAAAGUACUGUUAUGCAAUGUAAAAGGCAGCAUUGGUGUUCCUGCGUUCAGUCACAGAAUGGGUUGGGAAAUGAGGUGCAAUUGGGGUUUUCGAUUUUUUUUUAGUGAAAGAAUAAUAACUCAGUUCUGAUCUUCAGCUGAGUAAUGAUAGCUUUUUAAAAAUUAUUUUGCUGCUGUGCCUUGUAAGCAAUUCACCGCAUCAAGACAUCGCACAUGCACUAAAAAUACGUAGCCUCAAUUCUUCCUGCUUGGAGCAUGAUGUGCAACCUUUUGCAUCAGGAACCCGUGAAAGCUGCAAUGAUGCCAAAAAUCGUACAGAUCAAACAGCAAAUCGUUUCUCCCAGUGAUAAUUCAAGAAAAAAUAGGAAAUAAUUUUCAAAGAUAAUUAAAUUCCUUUUGGAUCAAAAACACAGUGGCAAGUCCAAUUGCCUUUGGAAUUUUCUUUUUACAAUUCAGAGGAACAUAAGUGUUGACUGGCGCAAUCAGAUCUUGCAGAAAUGUCAAUCAAGAAUUGACCCUGGUCGUCCAGUCCUAAUGUCCAAUGCCUCACAUUUCAGAUACUCCCCACCCACCAUAUCCUCUCCUGGGAGAGGUAGAAAACCAGGUUAAAUCCCAACUAAUCAUGCAGGGGUUGGCGGGGUGGGGUUUGGUUGGAGUUUCUCUCCAACCCCUUUGAACUAAUGAGACUACGCCAGGAGGCCGCACUGAGGGGACAAGAGACCAGCGAUCGUACCGUGACUAUCCUUCCUUUACUCUGUCCUACUUCCCCAGAAUUAAGGACAAACAUAACCAUGCGCCAGCCAAUCAGCUUGGGCUUGGAGAAUCCACCUGCCAGCAAAUAUCAGGUACAGGCAUUAAAAUCUCAAUUUGCUGUAACAGCAGAACGGGGGUGGGACAUUGAGCUCUCCCUCACUUAUUCGUGCCUGACCUCGCCGGUGUUUCUGCUCCACAUAAGCCUCCUCCCACCCCUCUUCAUCUCAAUCUAUCACCAUAUUCUGAAUUCCCCAUUGGAUUUAUUAAUGACUAUCUUAUAUUUUUGGCCCUGUGUUCUGGCCUCCCCCACAAGUGAAAAUAUCUUCUCCACAACUCCUGUAUCAUGCUCUUUCAGAAUCUUAAAGUCAUCUAACAGGUCCCACCGAGCCUUCUGUUUCCUAGAGAACAGUUGUCCAGCCUUUCCUGAUAAAUUUUCUGUUCUGGCACUAUCCUUGUGAAUUUGUGUACAGGCUGAAUGGAAAACUCUCUUCUCCCAAGAAUGUCUCAGUAUUUGACUUGUGUUUCUGGCGUCCACCGCCAUCCUGUUCAGGGAUGUUCAAGCUUGAGGGCUGAAUGAGAUCCACAAUGAGGGUGAAUGAUGUGUAUGGUGUUUGUCGGUGCCUCCAGUGGUGCAGUUUGAGCUCUGGUGGAGUGUCUGAUUAUGGUUAACUUGGAACAGUCUCAGCCAUGAGACGACUACAGGCGCUGCAUGGAAAUCCUCGUUCUGUUUUUAAAGGGCAUUGUAUUUGGGAUACUGUUUUGUUUUGUACUUUUGAAAUGUCAAUGACUACAGUCAAUCACUGAUUUCUCACUGCUUGCCCUCAAUGAAUGUGUACAAUAAAAAUAAAAGUUGCUGUUA
This is a messenger RNA of Carcharodon carcharias (great white shark), 3278 nucleotides long. It is a transcript of the gene rnpc3, whose product is annotated as RNA-binding region (RNP1, RRM) containing 3. The transcript has 16 exons. Lineage: Eukaryota; Metazoa; Chordata; Chondrichthyes; Lamniformes; Lamnidae. Gene Ontology annotation, biological process: mRNA splicing, via spliceosome. The record is from RefSeq and is a predicted model, not a curated record. Gene Ontology annotation, cellular component: U12-type spliceosomal complex. Gene Ontology annotation, molecular function: U12 snRNA binding; pre-mRNA intronic binding; protein binding. Bases 15 to 1559 code for a protein of 514 amino acids.